AAGAUGGCGUCCAUCAUGGAAGGGCCACUCAGUAAAUGGACUAACGUCAUGAAAGGUUGGCAGUAUCGUUGGUUCGUUUUAGAUUAUAACGCCGGUCUGCUAUCUUACUAUACGUCCAAGGACAAAAUGAUGAGGGGUUCCCGAAGAGGCUGUGUGCGACUUCAGGGAGCUGUGAUUGGUAUAGAUGACGAGGACGACAGUACCUUCACCAUCACAGUGGACCAGAAGACCUUCCAUUUUCAAGCUCGUGAUGCAGACGAGAGAGAAAAGUGGAUCCAUGCCUUAGAGGGCACUAUUCUCCGGCACACACUUCAGCUGCGGGAGGCUGAAACAGAAUUUGUUCCCAGCGUUCAAGAUUUUGACAAGAAGCUCGCUGAAGCGGAUGCCUACUUGCAGAUUCUGAUCGACCAGUUAAAAUUGUUUGAUGAAAAGAUCAGCAACAGCAAAGAAGAUGAGCAGAGAAGAAAAAUUGAAAACCUAAAGGAAACCACUUGUGGCAUGGUAGAGUCAGUCAAACACUGUAUAGUGUUGCUGCAGAUUGCCAAGGACCAAAGUAAUGAUCAGAAGCACCCAAAUGGAUUUAUAAGUACCAUUAACCCAGUGGAUGGAAUAUAUCAGCCUAGUCCUCUUGAUUCUUCAGUAAUCAGUACGAUGCCUACCCAGACUGUCCUACCGCCAGAUGGUUCCCAGGUGGGCAAAGGGGAGCCGCGUCCCACCUCCCUGGCGGUUGGUUCUCUGGAGACUGUGAUGGGAAACCACCAGACUCCCACCCCCAACAGCACAGGGAGUGGCCUGUCCGCACCGAGCAGCAGCGUCACCUCCCCCAGUCACGUCAACCUGUCCUCCAACACGGUCCCUGACUUCUCCUACUCCAGCAGUGAGGACGAGUUCUACGAUGCAGAUGAGUUCUACCAGACCAGCACCUCCCCAAAACGCUGCAUAGAUCCGUCUAUGACCCCAGCAGUGCUGGCCCACAGCAGCACAGGGAGCAGUCUGAAACGUCCAGACACCAACGAGUCUCUCAACUCCUCCAUGUCGAAUGGCACCACUGAUGCAGAUCAGUUUGACAGCCAUGAUGACCGGGAUGACGAAGGGGAGGGAGAGUCUGUGGAGGAGCACAAGAGUGUCAUCAUGCACCUGCUGUCCCAGGUCAGACUGGGGAUGGACUUGACCAAGGUGGUUCUUCCUACGUUUAUCCUGGAGAGGAGGUCAUUGCUGGAAAUGUACGCCGACUUCUUUGCACAUCCUGAUCUGUUUGUCAGUAUUGCAGAUCAAACGGAUCCCAGGGACCGCAUGGUGCAGGUUCUGAAAUGGUACCUCUCUGCCUUUCACGCAGGACGGAAGGGCUCGGUGGCCAAGAAACCCUACAACCCCAUUCUGGGAGAGAUCUUCCAGUGUUACUGGGACCUGCCUUCAGACAGCGAGGAGAAUGCAGAGCCUGUUUCAGAGGGGCCUGCUCCUUGGUGCAGUAAGAACGACGUGUCCUUUGUUGCAGAGCAGGUCUCACAUCAUCCACCCAUUUCUGCGUUUUAUGCUGAGUGUUACAGCAAGAAGAUUCAGUUCAAUGCUCAUAUCUGGACAAAGUCCAAAUUUUUAGGAAUGUCCAUUGGGGUCCAUAAUAUUGGACAAGGGUGUGUAUCGUGUCUGGAGUACGAUGAACACUAUAUUCUCACUUUCCCCAAUGGCUAUGGAAGGUCCAUUCUCACAGUUCCUUGGGUAGAGCUGGGUGGGGAGUGCACAAUAUCUUGCUCCCAGACUGGAUACAGUGCCAGCGUCAGCUUCCACACAAAACCUUUUUAUGGCGGGAAGAAGCACAGAAUCACAGCCGAGAUCUUCCCCCCCAAUGAUAAGAAGGCAUUCUGUUCCAUUGAGGGCGAGUGGAAUGGUGUCAUGUAUGCAAAGUGGGCAUCAGGGGAGAGCAACGUGUUUGUCGACACCAAGAAGAUCAGCACGAUCAAGAAGAAAGUGAGGAAGCUGGAAGACCAGUUGGAGUACGAGUCCCGGAGCCUGUGGAAGGACGUGACGGUUAAUUUAAAAUUGAGACACAUUGAUGCUGCAACGGAAGCAAAGCACAGCCUUGAAGAGAAGCAGAGAGCGGAAGCCCGAGAGAGGAAGGAGAAGGAUAUGCAGUGGGAAACACGGUUAUUCCAUGAAGAUGGGGAAUGCUGGGUCUAUGAUGAACCCCUUUUAAAACGUAUGGCUGCCAACAAACAAUGAGAAUAGGUGGGAAUAGUCUUCAAAAGAACUCUUUAGAAAACCACUUCUCAUUAAAGGCUUUGAAUGACAGAAUAUGUACUCUGCUUCAGAAGUGAAGAUUUCUCUCAAGGUCUGCUCAGUGAGCCAACGCCAUCAAAAAUUUGUAAGCACGAAUUCUGAAGCAUCUUACGGUUUUUUUGGGGGGGGCGGGGGGCGGGUUGAUCAUCUUUCUCAGGGAAACUGAUGAUUUGAGGAAGAAAAAAAAUACCAUUUCAGAAACCUUUUGUGGAGGAGGAGGAGGAGGAGAGAGAACAUUGCUUGCUAAAGUAGCCAGCAAUGGCUGUUUUUCCUUUUUCCUCCCUGUUGAUAUUGGCUAUGUGAGAUAUGAGCACCAUCUAACCUGGUGGUGUUAUGGAUAUUCUAGAGAGCUUUGUCCAAUUUUCCUAAACUAUCUCUCCCUCUCUCAAUCACUGUACAAAUGUAUAUUGAAAAGAAGUCUGCUCAGUCAGUAGAACAAGUUACAGAAACUGUUUUCAAACCAGUGCAUUAACACUGGAUCAGGCUAGAGUUAUAGAUGAACAGACCAAUUCCUUGUGCACUUUACAUUAAGGGGCCAGGUAACAACAGCAAGCUUAUUUAGCACAACCAAGAAUAAGGCUUGCCCAUUUAGUACACAUGAACCAAUCACAUCUAGUUACAUAAAGAAAACAAAUCUGUGCUUUGUCAGAAAUAAAAGCACUUCAUUACAAGCUUGCAGGCUCUGUAAAAGUUCCUCUGCGUUAAGGCUGCAGAAAAUCUUGGCUGGAUCCUGUGUUAGUGUAAAUCUGCUUAGCAUACCUUCUACAGACAUGUAAAACACAGCAAGAACUCAAUUUAAUUUCUUUUUGGAUCUGUUUAGUAAAAUAUAUAAUUCUCAAAGCCAUUUUUUUGUGUGUGUUUGUGUUAAAACAAAUUGAGGCCUUGCUGUUCUUGCAGUAUCUCUCGCUUGAAGAAAAAUAUCAGUAUUUUUAUUUUAAAAAGACUUGUUUCUAAACUUAACCAAUGAUUGUACCAGAUUCUCCUGUUUAUUGAUGCAGAUAUUAAACCUUUUUGUUUUGCAUAUGUUUCAUGUAUUUGUAUUUAGUUCAUAAUAAAGCUGUAGCAUAAUGGAA
Messenger RNA from Polyodon spathula (Mississippi paddlefish), 3347 nucleotides. RefSeq names its product oxysterol-binding protein-related protein 9-like. The coding region runs from base 4 to 2217 and encodes 737 amino acids. Gene Ontology annotation, molecular function: sterol binding. NCBI's taxonomy places the organism in Eukaryota, Metazoa, Chordata, Actinopteri, Acipenseriformes, Polyodontidae. The transcript is spliced from 24 exons. The record is from RefSeq and is a predicted model, not a curated record. Gene Ontology annotation, cellular component: membrane; intracellular membrane-bounded organelle; cytosol.